ACCUAACAACCAUCGCAUCCCAACAACUCAAAAGUGCGCUACUUGAAAAAAAAGUAUUCUUUAAUCCUAAUUAAUUAUCCGAAACAAAACAGCGCCCCACCCCCUUCCCAGCUUCCAAUCUUGCAUAUCCAUCCGGAAAACAAGAACCACAACAACCAUGGUCUCAUUCACCACGCUCCUCACGCUUGCCGCGGGUGCCCUAGCCACACCCGUCACUCCCGUGCUGACAACGCGUGAUAUGAACAUCCCCGCCAACUGGACGUGGCACGUCAGCGGGUGGGAAGCCGGGUGCCAGCGCCAAGGUUGCUACUACAACUUUAACAUCACCAUUCCCAGCUGGCGGGCUGCCAUUGGCGGCGGCAAGUACUACUGCAACGGCUACGAGAACGGCUGGUACCGCAAGGGCAACUGGUUCGAGGAAUGCAAGCUGCUUGAGCUGGCCCCUGGCGACUUCUUGUCCGAGGCCAACAAUACCGUUGCGGCCAAGUUGAGCGAGCAGGUUGGUGAUGAUCCGACGCCGAAUGAGAUUAUUGUUAGUUUUGUGUGGAAAGGGUAUACGCCGACUGGACGCCCCUCGUACAACUUCUCCGGUGAGGCUCCCGCGGUGUACAACCAGUUUGUUAGCCCGCCGCUGGAGUUUGACAUUACUCCUUCCGACGUCUUCGCUGUCGCUUAAGGUGCAAAAUAGGAAAGUAUGUCUGAGUACCAGCGUAAAUAAUGAGUUGGAAAUGUGGAAACGAAUGAAAUGAUUGUGUCUUUAUAUGUUCAUCAUUACUUUGCUACUAAAAUUGAUUAGUACGUCUGUUUUAGCGUGUAAGCGUAUCAGUCAUUUUUUGUUUCCCUCAAAAAAACAAAACAAAAUGGAAAGGCAUCAGUGUUGAUAACUCC
Messenger RNA from Bipolaris maydis ATCC 48331, 888 nucleotides. RefSeq lists its product as uncharacterized. Lineage: Eukaryota; Fungi; Ascomycota; Dothideomycetes; Pleosporales; Pleosporaceae. The record is from RefSeq and is a predicted model, not a curated record.